Messenger RNA from Phaeodactylum tricornutum CCAP 1055/1, 1365 nucleotides. RefSeq lists its product with no specific name. Bases 187 to 1365 code for a protein of 392 amino acids. The transcript has a single exon. The record is from RefSeq and is a predicted model, not a curated record. NCBI's taxonomy places the organism in Eukaryota, Bacillariophyta, Bacillariophyceae, Surirellales, Neidiaceae.
UUUUAGAUUGGUGAAAACGGGCUUAUCGCUUGUCAGCGGACCCAUUCUCUCCAAACUUGACGGCGUCGAGCCUUCCACUGACAAUGGCACUAUCACGCAGUCUCAUAAUAUCCCAGCACUGCGAUUGAGCCCAUUCACCUUGGCAAAAGGGUGGAACUGUGGGUACGGAACGCCGUUUACCGAACGAUGGAAGAUUCGGAACGGUAUGGAAAAGGUCCCUUGGGUCCGAGAGCGCAUACCUAUGAUCCUCCAAGUGCAAACGAAAGGAAUCAAGAGGGCAUCGAUUUGCCAAGAGACGAUUCUGAGGUCGACCUUAAUCGCGGGCGCCAAGCGGCCUUGCAAUUCUCACACCCGUUCGAUGUUCGGUAUACGGACGGCGCACAGGGGAUGUUAUCAGUGUUUACCGGCGAGUCACAAUCAGACGUUGAAGGCUUGCGCCCGCUAGCCCUCGACGACCUUAAUCCUUUUGAGCCAAGGCCCUUGCCUACUCAAUACCAAACUGGAAGAAGCAUGCUCCGACCGGGCUCUUUGGAGCCAUAUCAUAGUGAAUACUUUAAUUCAACUCCGACGGGACGCAAUGCCAUUCCUCUCGAAAGACCUAUAGGCAUUGCAAUGGCUGCAGGCCAACCUGACGUUCGAAUUUUUCAAACGGGGAUUGGUGCCAAGUCGGGUUCGGAAGGUAAACAGUCAGGUUCAUCACAGUCCGGUACACCAAUCUGGAAUACGUUGCCACCGCCUCCUGCGCAGAUGGCGGAUUCGAGAUCAGUACCUGUGUCGACAUCUAUGUCACGGAAUCGAGAUGCAAAUCCCUUCAACCAGUUGAAUUUAUUCCAGCUUGUUGAGCAGCGGAAUUUUCACCAAAUGAAUGCGCUGUCCAAUUCGUACGGUACCUUUAGUGAAUUGACCCAACCGCACUUUCCAGUUCUGCAACAGCGUGCCUCGCUGCCUUUUGCACCUGCCGACUCUCUGUCUAUGGGUAUAGUAGCGAAUGCGCUACACCCAAAUGACAACCCGUCAUAUUCAGUCUCUUCAUUUUUACCACCGCUCCAACAAAGUCCAAUGAUGGCGACUAUGUUCAGCCAACAAAGGGAGGCUUUGAUGCGACGGUUGAAGAUUGCGAUGGAUCAAUCAGUGGUGACUCAAAAAGCCUUGCAAGAAUGGGAUACUGAGCAAGGCCUUCCCAAGUCCCACUCGCAGACUAUGGUCAAUACCGGACGAUCGCGUCGUCAGCUACUGGAAGGGCGUAUCAUCCCCAAGUGGGACGGCACGCCCUUGCUCCGCGAAGGCGAGAGCCUUCAGACAUCCAUAAGAAAACCGAGGAAAAAGUCUUCGAAAACAAAAGAACGUAAGGUGGAGCGAUCUUAA